AUGUAUACACCUCCGCCAACUCGGGAGCCAGCAUCAGGUCCGAAUCACGGCCCCUCCUUCCGCCCAAUAAAUCCCACCAUUGCACAUGAUGCCAGACGUGCCGAAGUUGAAGCUGCAUUCAAUCUCUUCGCCAUGCCUCAGAACACGACUCCUACGACGCAUCGACCCAAUACCGCACCAAAUAUUCAACUACAGCCGAUGCAUGGAAUCGAAGAUGCAAUAACUCCUAUCACAGCGACAAUUGAAGCGAUCUCGAGUGCGCUUGCGAAUCAAAGACCUCUUCCAUUUUCUCCUAUCAAUGUCGCUGCGGCCGUUGCUAGAACCGCGAACGCUUUGGCACCGUCCCUCGAUAGAGGCAAUUCGACAGAGUCAAAGAAGACUGAUGGUGCCAAUGAUGUUGAUAUGGAUGGUUCCGGUGAUGGCAGUGACAAUGACGAUGGUUCGAGGCCUAAUAAGAAGAAGAAGGUACCAAAAUUCUUCUGCGUGGAUUUCCCACCAUGUAAUCUCAGUUUUACCAGAAGUGAACAUUUGGCACGACACAUAAGAAAGCAUACCGGAGAACGUCCUUUUACGUGCCAUUGCAAACGCACAUUUUCUCGGUUGGACAAUUUACGGCAGCAUGCAAGUACGGUUCAUCAACAUCAGCCAAUUCCAGAGGAUUCUCCGGCAGCCAGUAGCGCGAAGACUUCCAGACAAGCUCGCGGUAAUCAAGCUAGGCCGACACAGAACAGACCGAGAGCUGCUACAGCUAGCGGACAGCUACCUACACAUCGAGGUCAUCAACGAAACUCUUUGUCCACAUCGAGCAUAGGCCUAGUUUCAUCUGGCUCUAUUCAACCAAACGUCUUCAGACCAUGCCCACCCCCUCUGCAGGACCCUAUCUGGGGAGCAAAUAAAACCUUAUCAUGGCGUCCAAGGUCACCAGAAGAUUACACCACGCCUAACUCUGCUACAUUUUCAAAUGGCCAGAACAGCCCACGAUGGACAUCCGGCUACCAAUCACCUUCAAUGCGCACAUAUUCACGAACGGCUAGCGUUUACGAUGGACAUGACACACCGGAUCGAAAAUUAUCCACAGCUUCGGCCGUAAACCCAUUUUCCUCGUCAAGUCUUGCUUCUAACAAUUUUGGUACUCCACCAAUCUUCUCUGCACCGGCGCCUUAUUCCCCUGGUAUGGUCCCAAGUCCUAGUACCCCGAUGGCGGGUACGGGUCAUUCGUGGGGAGACGCGAUAGCCAGCAAUCAUGCAGACAGGGAGAGGAGAAGGAGAACAUGGGGCCCAGAUACUGCUGCCACCAUCACAAGCAGACUGCAGAAUGUCAUGACCCCCAAUCACUAUGCGAAUGGCCCUGUUCCUCAACCCUCUGUGAUUCUUCUCAGCAAUGCUCCCCCGAUGGAACCCAUCAAACUCCCUGGCAUAGAAAGCUUUGAUCCCAUAAGAAGAGAAUUAUCGCCACCUCGUCGUGCUCUAAGUCCAAUGAUGGCUGAUAGACCACACUCCUACCAUCAGCCAAGUACUACCAUGGCUGGGACCUCCUACCACCAGCCAAGACCCACGCAGGCCAGAGAUCGACCAAAUUCUUACCAUCAGCCAAGUACUACCAUGAUUGAACCCCCCUUUUACCACCAGCCAAGUACUACCAUAGCUGAACCACCCUCCUACCACCGGCCAAGACCCACGCAAGCCAGAGACCGACCUUUGAGCUCCCAUCUUGAUCGACAAUUUAACCACCUAUAUAUUCAUGGCACAUCACAAGGAGAUGCGUCGAUGUGGGCUUCCGAGACAGCUCGUGCAGUUGAUGCCACUGCAGAGCAAUCGCAAGUAAAUCAACCAAGAGUGAUGUUUGAACCAUCAACAUAUAGUCCUCGAUCGGGCCAAUCUUCAUCUUACCACCAACAUACCGCUAGUGCACCUUACGGGUCACCCGGAUUUAGGCGCGGUGGGUGGCACCAUGAACCAGCAGCAUAUCGUCAAAUACAUGAUAACAGAGUUCAAGGAACCUCCCCAGAAGGUUCAAGCAGUUCCGACGGCGCUGCUCCUGUCACCCCACAGGCUGCCACCGUAACAGAUGACAACCCUACCAUUCUACGAUCAAACGGCUACACCGAGGAAACUGUCCGUGUCAAUCGUCCUCAACAACCAAUCAUUCAUCACUACCAUACGCAAUCAAAUGGAAGUGAACCUUUCUAUACAUAUGGACAUCCUUCAUCGAAUCAAUCUAUGUAUCAAUCCCAACAAACUCCCAAGUUAUCUGAACAGACUUACAGUAAUCCCCUAGACGCUUUGGUGGCCGCCGCAACAAGUGAUCAGGUCACUGUGCACAAACCCUAUUAA
Messenger RNA from Sclerotinia borealis F-4128, 2334 nucleotides. NCBI's taxonomy places the organism in Eukaryota, Fungi, Ascomycota, Leotiomycetes, Helotiales, Sclerotiniaceae. The record is from the annotation of a GenBank genome assembly.